AUGAUACCAAACAAUCAUCAUACCCCAACAACAACAGUGAACAAAGAUAUCUCCUCCUCCGAGCAAGGACUUUAUAGUCUUGGACCUAAAACACGAUUAAAAGGUUUUCAUAAAUCACACUAUUCUCCACAAUUGUCAACCAGCAGCAAGCCUUCAAUUAUUCUUCCAUCAUCAUCAUCAUCAUCAGUGCUUAUUAAUUAUGAUCCACAUGAUCGGGGAGAAGGCUCAUCAUCAUCAGCACAUAAUAUUACGAAUACGAGUAGUAAUACUACUCAUUCAUUGAUUAAUAAUAAUAAUAAUUUAAUUUUGGGAGAUUGUGAUGGAGAGGAUCAACAGUGUUCAACAUUAUCAAAUCAAUCAACAAUGAUUUCCUCUUCGUUUGGAACUUCGUUUCUACUCUCUAAUGAUUUGUUGAAUAGAGUGGAUGGAUCAAACCGUUCCAUUUACGAAAUAUCGAAUCAAUCGAGAUAUAAUCCAAGGAAUGUGGAAGAUUUUGGGAAGAGUAAGAUCUUGUUUCAUAGAGCUUGUAAGGAGGGUUCUUUGAGGAAAGUUAUUAGAAUGUUGGAUGACGAUAAUGGUUUGAUAAAUUCCAGAUAUGAGAAUGUCACUCCACUCUAUGCAUGUAUUGAGGAGAAUAGUUAUGAGGUAUUCAAAGAAUUAUUAGAUAGAAAGGCAAUUAUUACAGAAGGAUUUCUCGAAAAAGUCAUUGAACGAAAUGGAGAAUCAUGCACAAAGAUUAGCUGUUUGUAUUUGGCUAUUCAUUUGGGAAAAUACACAAUAGUGGAGGAUUUAAUGAGGAAAGCCAACUUUAUGGAUAUCAAUAUUGGGAAAGUGGUCAAGAAUAGACAAUCUACUAAAUUUAAGGAAACUCCAUUGUUUUUGGCUGUUCGAUUAGGAGAUAUCAAAAUGAUCAAGACACUUUUGAGCGACACUCGAUUUUGGCCCCAUUUCAAUCUUGUACAUAGUAUGGUUUCAAAAAAUUAUGGAGACAGUAUUUCCAAUACUAUAUUUCAAGCACUGUUUAGUAUUGAGGGAAGGACAUUUUUGGAAAGGGAGAGAAGGUCAAGAGAUUGCUUUUUGGAAAUUAAGAAAAUGUACAACUCUAUUGACCCACCAAUUGCUUCGAUUCAAGAAAUUACCUCUGACAUUAAGCCAUUUUCUCUUUUGCAUUUCAGUAGAUGCUCCUAUAGUGGAACGUCACUAAAAACCAUCCACAGCCCUCUUUAUUUGGCCAUUAUGAAUGAAAAUGAUUACUUGACAAGAGAACUUGUGAGCUGCGUUCCAAACAAGCACUUUGGUGAAUUUGUUUCCAAGUCGAAUGAAACCGAAUCUUGCCUGUAUUUGGCAAUCUACAAACGAAGUAUACAUGUAAUUAUAUAUUUAUUAAGAAUUAAUGCAGAUACAUUGGAAGAUGUAGACAAGUUGCGAGAGUUUGCCAGUGGAGAAGGUAUUCAUCUUGACCAUUACAUCAAAGUAGCAAGAUACUUUACUAAUCGAAUGUAUAAUCUAGCUAAGGGGAUUGUAGAUCAUUACUCUGAUUUAGAAAUAAUUACUCAACAAUAA
Naegleria gruberi is the source of this 1563-nucleotide messenger RNA. RefSeq lists its product as uncharacterized. The transcript has a single exon. Lineage: Eukaryota; Heterolobosea; Eutetramitea; Acrasida; Naegleriidae. The record is from RefSeq and is a predicted model, not a curated record. Bases 1 to 1563 code for a protein of 520 amino acids. Gene Ontology annotation, molecular function: protein binding.